Molecule: messenger RNA, 1872 nt
Organism: Pocillopora verrucosa
Lineage: Eukaryota; Metazoa; Cnidaria; Anthozoa; Scleractinia; Pocilloporidae
Source: RefSeq, a predicted model, not a curated record
AUGGCGUCUUCCAAUACAUCGAAUGCUGGAAGUAGCCACCAGGAGCAGAGAGAGCAGAAGGUUCUUGAUGUCAUAUUUCUCUGUGACGAAUGGAAAUCUUCAAAGGGUGGAUUGUCAACUUUCAAUCGAGAAUUUGCCAUUAAUUUGGCACAAGCGACGACUGGUAGCAUGAAAAUUCACUGCUAUGUCUCUUAUAGCGAUGAUCGGGACAGAGAAGAUGCUAAACAACAUGGUGUCAAUUUAAUCACAGCUCGAAGUGUUCCUGGUUCAGCCGACCCCCUCGAGGGCUUGAAGUUUUCACCCCCAGAGCUCCCAAACCCACAUCUGGUGAUAGGCCAUGGAAGAAAGCUGGGUUGUCCUGCGUAUUCCCUCCUACAGAAUACAAAGUGUAAAUGGAUCCAAUUUGUUCACGUCUACUGCGAGGACCUUGGGAAAUAUAAAGAAUCUGCCACGGCUGCAGAAGAUACAAUCGAAGAGAACGAGAAGAAGCACAAGAUAGAAAUUGAGUUGUGUAAAGCAGCGGAUGCAGUUGUUGCCGUUGGCUCCCGUCUACAACAGAAGUACAGCAGACGUCUCCUUAAUGUUGAAGUGAAGAUUAUCACUCCCGGGAUCUUUGGAAAGUUUUCCAAUGAAUCAAAAUUGGCUGUAGACAGAUCGGUAGUAAAGAAUUUUAAUGUGUCUUUGUUUGGCCGAGCUGCCUUUGAGGAUCUUUCCCUGAAAGGCUAUGAUGUAGUUGCAAAUGCCAUUGGUUCUCUUGGUAAGAACUUUGAGUUGACAUUUGUCGGCUCAUCUCCUGGUGAACAACGAAAAGUUGAGCAAUGGUUUCUUGACAACACGUGCAUCAACCGCAAACAACUAACCAUCCGUCGAUAUUUCAGUGAACAAGAGGAACUCAAGUUGAUGUUCUAUCAGUCAGAUUUGGUUGCUCUGCCAUCCCGUACCGAGGGAUUUGGGCUCGUUGCCCUUCAGGCCAUUUCUGCUGGUGUUCCUGUACUCGUCUCUGGCGAAUCUGGCAUAGCUGAGGCUUUGCAAAAAGUAGAAGGUGGAAACACUGUCAUUGUUGGAUCAGGUGAAGAUAAAGAUGAAUGGGCACGAAGGAUCAGAGAGAUAUAUGAAGAAAGCGCAGAGGAGAGAGAAGCCAAUGCUGUGAAGCUUCGCGAGAACUACAGGAAGGUUUACUCUUGGAAAGCAGAAUGUGAGAGGUUUAAAGGGCUGAUUGAAAAUGUUGUGAAAACUGCAUAUGGUGGUAAGUUGAAUGUUAAGGUUGCAGUGGAUGACUUGAAACCUGAAGAACAGAAUAUGCAGACUGGCAUGUUGGCAACAGAGUCUGUCAGACGACAAGAGGUUCAGCAGCCUAGGGCAUCUGCUACAUCAACUGCAUCUGGAAGUGUGUCCUAUUCACAGAAAGAGCAUCUCAAUGCCCUUGAAAAGGAAAUCUUUCUAUCAAUUGUGCAAAAUUAUCUCAAGACCACACCACCACAGUCCCCUGAAGAGCACAGUAGGUUCAUGGAAUACACACAAAAAAUGAAGCUCAUCAUUACUGGUGUUGCUGUAGGAAGUUUGGUGAUAACGGUGAAGUGUGAAUCUCUAAUGAUCUUGGAGGAGUUGUGGACAGAUUACUCAUCUGGUCAUCUUGGUGAAGUGGUUCAGAAUUGUUUUGUAACUGAAAAGAUCUUGAAGGAACUGAACCUGGCUGAGCUGAGACUGAAGACAACAAUAGACAAAGAAGAGUACAAUGCAUGCAAAAUGUUCUUUGAGAAAGAUGCUCUUAGAGGUGCCUCAUCUUCUGAAUUCCACUCCAUAAGUUUAACCAGUGAAAGUCCACAAAAUCAAGAAGAGCUGAAAAAAUGGAAACAGAAGACAAAGAUUGUU